GACCUAACGUUUAAACCGUGCCAUACAUUCGUUUGUGCAUGUGUCUUCUUAAUUCAAUUGGGUUAAUCCUGGAAUUCCUAGUUCAUACGAUAAUUCGAAUACCAUAUUGGCGUUGCGAUGGAGCCUGCAAUGGAAAAGUUAGAUAUUCAUUCAACUUCGGAAGCUUUUGAAGAUUACUUUGAAAGGUUCGAAAUCUGGGCUAUGACCAAGGAAGAUGAUGAGGAUGUUAAUAUUGUGGCACACUUCCUCACAUUCAUUGGAAAAGAAACAUACGGCUUAUUAAGAACUCUGGCUAUGCCGGAAAAGCCCAUUUCGCUUUCUUAUACAGCUCUCAAGGAUCUACUGCUAGACUAUUCUCAGUAUGCAAAUUUCGAAUGUCGUAAAGGAGGAAGAUUUCGUAAAAUGAUUCAUGAGGAUAUAAAAAAGUCCACUACAUUACUACGUCAUCCCAACCCAGUGCAUACUCAAGGUUAUGCAGACAAUUCAUUGAGUUUGGAUGCAGUUCACGAGGAUGGGGACAAGUUUGGUCAGUGCUUGUUCUGUUGCAAGUUCCACCCUUCUAAUUCAUGUAAAUUUCGUAAUUAUAAGUGCUUCAAAUGUCGUGAUAUUAGAUAAGUUCAGUCAGUUUGUAAUGUUAAUGUUCAUCUUACUGCAACUAAUAUUAAGUCUUGUAAUUCUGAUUCUACUGAGUCGAGUAUUCAUGAUGAUCAUUUAUCUUUAUCAACGAUUUCAAAAGACAGUGCAGAGUCAUAUGGCAGUUUAGAGUUAAAUGAAAUCCAGAAUUCUUGUGAGACAACAGUUCCUAAGGAACCGAUUUAUCAGAAUUCUCAUGCUAUUGUACCAGGUAUGACUUUUCCUAAUGAUUCACAUAUUUCUAAUGAAAUUACUUGCAAUUCUGAGGAAAAUAUGUUAAAUGAACCUAAUCAUGAUCGAAAACCUGAUGUGGUUUGGAUAGAUGCUGAUUUUUCUAACGAUCCUACGCUCUGCAAUGACAGUCCUAAUGAAUUCCAUGAGAAUAUUUCGGAAGAAUCAAAUCCUGAUGUCAUAUCAUAUAUUACUUAUCCUCAUAAUGUAUUUGAUCCUUGUGAAAAACCUGCUCAAUGCGAAGCACGAGUACUAAGUGACCUCGAGUUUGAUUACAUUUCGGAUGAUUUCAUAUCAACUGCUGUUUACCCUUAUCACAAAAACAGUUCUAAUGUUUACUCUAAACAAUGUGAGAAAUAUGUUUUAAAUGAAGCCACAUUAUUCAUAACUUGGGGAUAUAAAGAUCCAACAUUAUUUCGUGGGGGAGGAUAGUGUUGAAAAAUCUAUGGUUCAAAUUCUAGAUAUUAAUGAUUUCAUUACAAAACCGAUAUGCUGAUUGUAUACAAUUCCAGGUGAGUCUGUUCCGAUUUCGUUCGUCAAUUCCAAUACUAAUGAGCACUUUCUAGAUACUACAAAGUUUUUAUCUUAUACAAUGUCGGACAGACUCAGAAGACGUACAACCGAUUACAAACACUUAUACUUCUAUUUAAGCUGUGGCGGAUGUGGUGUUUGAAUGGACUAAUGAUACCUUGGUACUUGUUGAAUGCUUGAUUUCGAAUUCUAAAUACAAUACAUUCGUUUGUG
Molecule: messenger RNA, 1608 nt
Organism: Schistosoma haematobium
Lineage: Eukaryota; Metazoa; Platyhelminthes; Trematoda; Strigeidida; Schistosomatidae
Exons: 1
Coding region: 118-615 (165 amino acids)
Source: RefSeq, a predicted model, not a curated record